Punctularia strigosozonata HHB-11173 SS5 is the source of this 2031-nucleotide messenger RNA. RefSeq names its product alpha/beta-hydrolase. Gene Ontology annotation, molecular function: serine-type carboxypeptidase activity. The coding region runs from base 1 to 2031 and encodes 676 amino acids. The transcript has 16 exons. Lineage: Eukaryota; Fungi; Basidiomycota; Agaricomycetes; Corticiales; Punctulariaceae. The record is from RefSeq and is a predicted model, not a curated record. Gene Ontology annotation, biological process: proteolysis.
AUGCUCGGCCUCGCUCUCUUCUGCGUCGCCGCCGCCGGCCGAGGUGUCCAAGCCGCCUCGUCCCUGCCAGGCGUCGGCUCGCCUCACAGAUAUUCUGGGCAACCGAAAGGAUCGUAUGAUACGGAUUGGCAGGAUUAUUUUCAAGUAACGGACGGCCUUCCGAACGUCACCUUUGACCUGCCGAGGAAUUGGGCGGGCAAUAUCGCGGUGAAGCGUACCGGUCAUCCUGACGACAGUCUGUUCUUCUGGGGGUUCGAGAAGGAGCAGGGUUCGCUCACCGCUGCUGCUGGCGAGAACAACGAUGCGCCGUGGGGCAUAUGGUUGAACGGAGGCCCCGGGUCAUCGUCCAUGGCAGGGCUUUUCUUCGAGAACGGGCCGAUACGAAUAGAACCUGAUUACAGCAUCGCUUACAACAAUUGGAGCUGGCAUAAUCUAAUGGACUACUUCUGGAUAGACAACCCAGUCGGUGUCGGCUACUCUACCGCUGAGUCGGACGGUUUCGCGAAGGACGAGGAUCAAAUAGGGGAAGAUUUCAUGGGCUUCCUUGAGAACCUGGUCGCCGUCUUCCCUAGUUUGGCUACUAGACCUUUGUAUCUCACCGGAGAGAGUUAUGCCGGCCGCUUCGUCUCGUACAUCACCAAGACCUACUUCUCCAUGUCGAAUCCCCCGGUCAACCUCGCGCACAUCCUCCUCGGGGACCCAGCCCUCGGCGACAACGAUGCGUUCAAAACGUUGCCUACCCUCAGCAUCAUCGAGACAUACCCGCACCUGAUCGGGUACAAUACGGAAGUGUACGACUACUUCAAGGCGCAGUCCACGUUGUGCAAUUUCACGACGGAACUGUCGUACCCGGGUGACGGCGCUAUGGCGACCGUACAAGUCGCCGAGGGGCAGCUGCAGAACCCCGGCCGCAACAUCCCGGACGAGGACGAUACGAGGACGACAACCAAGAAGCAUUCCCGGGCAGGUAUGCCCACCAAAUCCGGCUGGGUGGAGGAGCUACGAGAGAAGAAGCGCCACGCGCCGGUGGACCGCGUACGGAAUCAGAAACUGGUGAUGCGCGACUUGACCGGGCGGCCGAAUGGGACGAUAGACCCUUGGUACGGAUGCUUCCUGUGGGACAUGCUCACGGAUUAUGCCGUCAACUUCACGUUCCCAUGGACGGACGCCGGGAGCUUCGAUCCGUACGAUGCACCGGACGCCAUGAACCCGGACACCGUCAUGGAUGCGUCCGUUUUCCUCGGAAGCAAGUCCACUGCCAUCUUUGGGAGCAUAGCCAAGGUACGGUCGGCCAUCCAUGCUCCGACGAACAAGGAUUGGUCGCGCAGCAUCGACUACCCAUGGGGUAGUUCAGCUACAGGUGGUGAUCCAAGUGUUGAGCCAAUGGCGUUCUUGGACGAGCUCGCCUCCAAUAUGUCCGCCCACGGAAUACCGAUGACCAUCUAUUCGGGCAACGACGACGCAAUCUCUCCUCACUUUGGAACAGAGUUAACCAUUCAGAACACGACGUUCGGUGGCGUUCAAGGGUUCACUCGGAAACCAUCCACACCUUGGAACGACGACCUCGGCAACUGGGCCGGUAUCAUCCAUCAGGAACGCAACUGGACCUACGCUCUGUUCAAUGGAGCCGGGCACCAGGGCCCUUACUUCAAGCCCGCCGCUUUCUACCGUUUUGUGCGCGACUUCGUCCUUGGAGACGAUCAGACCGGUUUGGUGACGUCGAGCGACCAAGAGGCUGUCGGUGGCGAGAACUCCGUCCUCGAGCAAGGUAUCAUCCCUGGGCAGCCAGGCAUCCUCUACGGUACCGCCACGGCUCCUCAGACAUUUACCUACCCCACGGAAACGGUCGCCGCGUUCUUGGAGCACGUUGGCAUUUCUUCCAUAACCUUCACAACGAACAUACCCGUUCCUACACCCUCAUCCUCCAGUACGGCCGGAACCAAGAGCGCCGCUGUACGACUUUCAGGCCUAUCACCAUCGAUCGUCCUUUUCAUCUUUUGUAUACCCUCCCUACUCCUCACGUUGCUCUAG